Messenger RNA from Gekko japonicus, 557 nucleotides. It is a transcript of the gene TMCO1, whose product is annotated as transmembrane and coiled-coil domains 1. NCBI's taxonomy places the organism in Eukaryota, Metazoa, Chordata, Lepidosauria, Squamata, Gekkonidae. Gene Ontology annotation, cellular component: cytoplasm; endoplasmic reticulum; endoplasmic reticulum membrane. The transcript has 2 exons. Gene Ontology annotation, molecular function: calcium channel activity. The record is from RefSeq and is a predicted model, not a curated record. The annotation marks the transcript as partial. Gene Ontology annotation, biological process: endoplasmic reticulum calcium ion homeostasis.
AUUUGACGGCCGUGUGGUUGCCAAGCUCCCCUUCGUACCCCUGUCCUACAUCCAGGGCUUGUCCCACCGUAAUCUCCUGGGUGAGGAUUACACGGAUUGCUCCUUUAUCUUCCUCUACAUUCUGUGCACCAUGUCUAUUCGACAAAACAUCCAGAAGCUGCUGGGCUUGGCUCCUUCCCGAGCCGCCACCAAGCAGGCGGGGGGAUUCCUCGGCCCACCGCCUCAAGCCGGGAAGUUCUCCUGAAGUCUGAGAAAUAAUUCCUGUCGUGUCUCGUCAGCCGAAGAGAAAAGGGAAGAGGAUCCUGAUGGCCUUGCACAAGGCUCAGACUGUGCAGAAGACUUUCUAAACACCACACCUGGAUGGCUUCAGGUGAUCGCGUGUGUUUUAAAGACUUUGGGGUGGGGGCCCUGAUCCUCAGCACUUCCUGCUGGAAUGUGUUUGGGAAACGUUGGCAGAGGUUCCAGCGGUGAAGUUCCCUCUUAGAAGAAUCUCAUUGUAAUACCCUUCUCGGGGUGAAAAUUAAAAAAAAAGAUGCAUGUCAUCCGUCUUCAUGAUG